Molecule: messenger RNA, 1443 nt
Organism: Clonostachys solani
Lineage: Eukaryota; Fungi; Ascomycota; Sordariomycetes; Hypocreales; Bionectriaceae
Source: the annotation of a GenBank genome assembly
AUGAGUGUACCCAGCGAGCCGGAAGUCCCUCUAUGGAUUGACAACAAACCUGUUCAUACAGACAUUAAAUUUUCAGUCACGAACCAUGCUACUGGCAAGUCUAUUUUAGCUUAUGGUAUUUCACUACAACUUGUCGACCGUGUUGUCGAAAGUUCGCAUCAAGCAUUCGCCGGCUGGCGGAAGACUACGACAUGGCAGCGCCAAGACCUUUUGCUCAAGGCAGCCAAUCUUCUUGAGGAGCGGAAGGAUGUCGCUGAGAACAUACUGCGGGUCGAAAUGCCCAUCGACGAUUUUAUCAUACAGCAGAUCAACAUUCAAAGUUCCAUUGACCUCCUCCGGGAAUUGGCCUUCCACGUGAAGGAUACCGAGAGCGGAACCCUCCUUCCCAGCAGGCAAGGACCGGAUUCCUUCGCCAUGGUCAUCAGGGAGCCCGUGGGUGUCCAGCUCGGCAUCGCGCCGUGGAAUGCGUCCCUCUACCUUGGCAUCAGAGCUGUGGCAACCCCGAUCGCCUGUGGAAAUACGGCCAUACUGAAGGCUUCUGAAAUGACUCCACUGGUGCAUAACUUCAUCGGGAUCCUGUUCAAAGAUGCCGGAUUCCCUCCCGGUGUCCUUAAUAUCGUGCAGCAUCGGAGAGAAGAUGCACCAAAAGUGCUCAACGCCCUUAUCAGCGACAAUCGCGUCAGAAAGGUUAAUUUCACUGGGAGCGCCCCUGUGGGCAAGAUCAUUGCUGGUAAAGCGGCCGAGCAUUGCAAGCCUGUGCUAUUGGAACUGGGGGGGAAGUCACCGCAGAUCGUGCUUGAAGACGCGGAUUUAGACAAGGCGGCUGAGGCUGCGGCCAUGGGAGCAUUUUCUCAUCAUGGGCAGAUCUGCAUGUCCACCGAAAGGAUAAUUGUCCACGCUUCGGUCCUUGAACGAUUCUCAGAGAAACUGACCGAGACUGCAAAAAAGCUGGAAGUUCAGCCUGGAGCUUCUGAGGAGCACGUCAUCAAGGUGAAAAAGCUUGUUACUGACUCAUUGGAUAGAGGUGCUAAGCUCCUCUUUGGAGAGAGCAUCGAAACUCAAAAGUCGCAUAUGAGUCCUCGCGUACUCACCGAAGUCACGCAAGAUAUGCCAAUCUGGCGCCAAGAGACCUUUGCGCCUGUGGUGAUUUUGGUGCCGUUCACGACGCUGGACGAGGCUGUGGAGUUGGCGAAUGAUUCCGACUACGGACUAUCGUCAAGCAUCUUCACUGCCAGUAUUGGUAGAGGCAUCGAGCUAGCUCGCCGUCUUGAUACAGGGGCAGUUCAUAUUAACUCCAUGACUGUUCACGAUGAGGCGCAUUUGCCGCAUGGCGGAUCUAAGGACAGUGGCUGGGGACGGUUCGGAGUCCCGUGGGGCAAAAUAGGCUUCCCGGAAUUUACGCAGUUAAAGACUAUUACGGUCAGAGAUGAGCAUUUAGGCAGC